AUGUGGCGCGUGCUGGCGCGGCGCGUGGCCCAGCAGUGCGCGGCCCCGCUGCGGCCCUGGGGGGCGAGCGCCGCGGGGCCGCGCCGGGGCCGCGCCUGGCGGUGUGGCAGCGGCGGCGGGGGGCUGGUAGGCCUGACGCCGCUGCGGGAGGGGGCGGCGCGGAGGAGCCCCCCGGCCCAGGCCCAGCCCGCCCGCCGAUGGUGCAGCCACCCGCCCCACCAGAAGGUGCCUUUGCCUGCCCUCUCCCCGACCAUGCAGAUGGGGACCAUCGCCCGCUGGGAGAAGAAAGAAGGCGAUAAGAUCAACGAGGGGGACCUGAUAGCCGAGGUGGAGACGGACAAAGCGACAGUGGGUUUUGAGAGCAUGGAAGAGUGCUACCUGGCCAAGAUCCUGGUAGCGGAAGGAACACGGGAUGUUCCCAUCGGAGCCGUCAUAUGCAUCACGGUGGACAAGCCAGAACUUGUUGAUGCCUUCAAGAACUACGCCUUGGAUCCUGCGGCCCCUGCAGCCUCAGUGCCUCCCCCUCCAGCAGCAGCAGCUCCCCCCUCUCCGCCGCCAGCUCAGCCUCCUACUCAGGCCCCAGGCAGCUCUUACCCUCCUCACUUGCAGAUUGCUCUCCCCGCCCUCUCACCCACCAUGACGAUGGGCACCGUUCAGAGGUGGGAGAAGAAGGUUGGUGAGAAGCUGAGUGAAGGAGACUUGUUGGCAGAAAUUGAGACUGACAAAGCGACGAUAGGCUUCGAAGUGCAAGAAGAAGGUUACUUGGCUAAAAUCUUGGUGGCAGAAGGCACAAGGGACGUACCUUUAGGAACUCCGCUCUGUAUCAUCGUGGAGAAGGAGUCGGACAUUCCAGCAUUCGCAGACUACAGGGAUGCCGGAGUGGCUGAUGUCAAGCCCCCAGCCCCUGUUUUGCCACCGAGCCCUAUGGCAGCUCCUCUACCACCAAUGCCCCCGUCUGGAGCCCCCGCUUCAGCUAAAAUUAGCACACCUAAAGGAAGGAUUGUAGUCAGCCCCCUGGCAAAGAAGCUGGCAGCAGAGAAAAGAGUUGAUCUUUCGCAAGUGAAAGGGACGGGUCCAGAUGGGCGGAUAACAAAGAAAGACAUCGAAUCGUUUGUGCCAUCCAAGAUUGCCCCGGCCCCCCGGGCACCUGAAGCAGCUCCUUUGGCUCCACCGGCAGCUGCCGCAGCCCUUCCCACAGGCGCCUUCACAGAUAUUCCGAUCAGCAAUAUUCGCAAGGUUAUCGCUCAGCGCUUGAUGCAGUCCAAGCAAACGAUACCUCAUUACUACCUCUCCGUUGAUGUAGACAUGGGAGAAAUACUGGUGCUAAGAAAAGAGCUCAACCAGGAGACGCCGGAGAACGUUAAACUCUCUGUCAAUGACUUCAUUAUUAAGGCUUCGGCGCUGGCUUGUCUGAAGGUGCCUGAAGCGAAUUCCUCUUGGCUGGACACGGUCAUUAGGCAGAAUCAUGUGGUUGACGUCAACGUCGCAGUCAGUACCCCAGCAGGUCUCAUAACUCCAAUCGUGUUUAACGCUCACAUAAAGGGGCUGGCGUCCAUUAACCGAGAUGUUGUCACGCUAGCUGCCAAAGCUCGCGAAGGCAAGCUACAGCCGCAUGAAUUUCAGGGCGGAACAUUCACGGUCUCAAAUUUAGGAAUGUAUGGCAUCAAGAACUUCUCUGCCAUAAUCAAUCCACCACAGGCUUGCAUUUUAGCAGUUGGUGGUUCCGAGAAACGGCUGGUGCCGGCAGAUAAUGAAAAGGGGUUUGACGUGGCCAGCAUGAUGUCCGUGACCCUGAGCUGUGACCACCGCGUUGUGGACGGGGCUGUCGGAGCCCAGUGGCUCGCCGAGUUCAAGAAGUUCCUGGAGAAGCCCACCACCAUGUUGCUAUAAUCCUCCCCCCAAGCCGUCAGGACUGAUUUGGCCACAUCACUUCACCCUAAAGAAGCUAUUUAUAUACCUAGUGUUUAGACUUUUAAACAAAUGUUCCUUUCUUUAUUUUUUAAACAAAUAUAUAUAUAUAAAUAUACAUACAGUUGCUGGUAAUUUUUAUUGCCAGCUGUACAGAUUACUAGUUUGCAAAGCACUUUCCAGAAGUGUCUACAACUAUGCUGUAUUUUGUACGGCGAAUGAAUUUGCAAACUUUCCCCCUCUUAAAAAAUCCCAGCUGUGUAGAAUCAUGUGAGGAGCUUGUGCUUCUUUCUGAUCAAGGGAACAAAGGCCAGCCCAGUCCAGCAAUCCGAAGGCCCCUUCUGAGUUCCCCAAAGCAAGCAAGCUGGAUUGCAAAAGCUUUAAAAGAAAAAGGAGAGAA
This is a messenger RNA of Euleptes europaea (tarantolino), 2308 nucleotides long. It is a transcript of the gene DLAT, whose product is annotated as dihydrolipoamide S-acetyltransferase. Gene Ontology annotation, molecular function: dihydrolipoyllysine-residue acetyltransferase activity. The transcript has 14 exons. The record is from RefSeq and is a predicted model, not a curated record. Bases 1 to 1890 code for a protein of 629 amino acids. Lineage: Eukaryota; Metazoa; Chordata; Lepidosauria; Squamata; Sphaerodactylidae. Gene Ontology annotation, biological process: pyruvate decarboxylation to acetyl-CoA. Gene Ontology annotation, cellular component: pyruvate dehydrogenase complex.